Messenger RNA from Aphanomyces astaci, 1735 nucleotides. RefSeq lists its product as hypothetical. Gene Ontology annotation, cellular component: extracellular region. Gene Ontology annotation, biological process: carbohydrate metabolic process; chitin catabolic process. The transcript has a single exon. Bases 26 to 1519 code for a protein of 497 amino acids. Gene Ontology annotation, molecular function: chitin binding; chitinase activity. NCBI's taxonomy places the organism in Eukaryota, Oomycota, Saprolegniomycetes, Saprolegniales, Verrucalvaceae. The record is from RefSeq and is a predicted model, not a curated record.
CUACGCUCUACACACUGACACAGUAAUGUGGCUACAUUCCAAGGCCAUCAGGGCCACCGCGUUGACCCUCCUAGCCCUCGCUAUCCCCACCAUUCAAGCCGCCAAGUACCGCAACAUUGUCUACUUCAAGGAAUGGACCACAUACGCCCCCGAAGGCGACUUUCACUUGUUUGACCUGGACUGGAGUCGGGCCACCCACGUCAAGUACGGGUUCGCCGUGCCGCAAGCUGACGGCACCGUCACAUUGGACGACCCGUACGCCGCCAUCAUCCGCAACUACUUUGACUCUCCGACGAAUGCAACCAACUCAAACGUGGCACGAGGGACCCUCGGCCUGGCAUACAUCCUCAAGAAAAAGUUUCGGACGACGAAGUUUGGGCUGUCGAUUGGGGGGGAGCAGCACAGCGACAACUUUAGCGCGCUGGCCAUGACCGACGCUGGUCGGCGCACGUUUGCGUCGACGUCGGUGCAGCUCAUGCAAGAUUUGGGCCUGGAUUUCAUCGACGUGUACUGGGCGUCGCCGGUGGAAGGCGGCGGGAUCCCCCACACCCCCAACGACAUGCAGAAUUUGGUGCUCUUGUUGGAGGCGAUUCGCAAGGAACUGGCCAAGUUGCCGUUCCCGUCGGAACUCACGGCGGUUGCCCCUGCGACCCAAAAGUCUUAUCGCCACUGGGACACGUACAACGUGUGCUCGUUUGUCGACCACUUGCACGUAAGCUCGUUCGGCUUUACCGGCAACGCGCUGCGGUUCUUGGACCACCACGAACACGGCCAGAGGUGGCUCCAGACGACCAACCUGACCAACUACACCGAACAUCAAGCGAACUUGUACCCCGACCCCAACAACCCCGGCGUCGCCAACUCAGUCGAUGGGGCCCUGCAGCACUACCUCAACGGGGGAUGUCCUUCCACGAAACUGGUCAUGGGCAUUCCGAGCUUCGGCCGGUCGUAUGAAAACACGGGCGGAUUGUAUGGCGCGUACACUCCACCCACGACCGGUUCGUGGGUAUACCAGGGCUCGGGGCUCGGGGUGUGGGACUACAAGUCGCUGCCGUUGUCCGGGGCCGCCGAAGUGUUUGAUCCCAAGCUGGUCGCAGCCUACAGCUACGACCCUACCCGCAAGAUGUUUACCUCUUACGACAAUCCACAAAGCGUCGCCGCGAAAUUGGAGUACAUCAAAAAGUUCAACUUGGGGGGGACCAUGUACUGGUCCGGGGACGCGGACGCCACCGGCGGGUCGAUGCGGUCACUCAUCACCCAAGCGUACAAUACGUUCGGACCAGCCAACAUGGCAUUUUCGCAAAACACAAUCAACUACCCCAACUCCAAAUACGCCAACAUCCAGGAUAGCACCCCACUCACGACCGCGGCGCCGUCCCCCACGGCCACUUCGGGCCCCGGGAACCAGUGUGCCGGCAAUCGAAACGUGUGCUUUUGGCCCGUCACCCAGCAAGUGGUCGUGGCGUGGACCCAAGACGACUGUGCCAAGCACGCGAAUGUGUUUGUCUGGUGCUCAUAGUACCGUAUACUAGUGUAUAUGUAUUGCGACAGGUGAUAUUUCACAACCGGCCGACACUCGUUCUCAAAAUUUUGUUAAUCCAUUGCGUCGUACAAAUUUGAAGUAUAUUCAACAUAUUCACAAGUAAAUAUUAGUUAUUACAGGAGUCGCAAUAGAUUAACCCGUCGCAAUACACUAUACGGUAGGGAUAACUAGGCGAAUACUAUUGAUUUUUAU